Messenger RNA from Lodderomyces theae, 4200 nucleotides. RefSeq names its product bifunctional acetylglutamate kinase/N-acetyl-gamma-glutamyl-phosphate reductase (gene ARG5,6). Gene Ontology annotation, biological process: L-arginine biosynthetic process. Gene Ontology annotation, molecular function: L-glutamate N-acetyltransferase activity, acting on acetyl-CoA as donor; arginine binding; NADP+ binding. The coding region runs from base 1 to 4200 and encodes 1399 amino acids. Lineage: Eukaryota; Fungi; Ascomycota; Pichiomycetes; Serinales; Debaryomycetaceae. The transcript is spliced from 2 exons. The record is from RefSeq and is a predicted model, not a curated record. Gene Ontology annotation, cellular component: mitochondrial matrix; cytoplasm.
AUGUUGAGACUAGCCACUUUUAAUAAACCCUCGGUUUCAAAGCCGAUAGCGAGAUCACUCACGAAAGCAUCCAUUGCAUUCACCAACAACAAUAACAACAGGAACACUUAUAGUUCAUUAAAAGCCAGUUACUUCAUUGCAAAACCUAGUACAUGUCGCUGCUACUCUACCAAAUCAACAGUGAUCCAGUUGUUAAACAACAUUGGCUCCAAGAGAGAAGUUGAACAAUACUUGAAGUACUUUACUUCUGUCAGUUCACAACAAUUUGCAGUGAUCAAAGUCGGGGGCGCGAUCAUCACUCAACAAUUAGACGAGCUAGCUUCCUGUCUUGCAUUCUUAUAUCAUGUUGGAUUGUAUCCAAUUGUCUUGCAUGGUACAGGACCACAGAUUAAUGAAUUGUUGGAAAACGAAGGUGUUGAGCCUGAGUAUAUUGACGGGAUCAGAAUCACAAACCCAAAGACUAUGGAAGUUGUGCGCAAAUGUUUUCUCGAGCAAAAUUUGCGUUUGGUAACUGCAUUGGAAAGAAUUGGUGUGCAUGCUCGUCCAAUUACUGCUGGUGUUUUCCAAGCUGAAUAUUUAAAUAAAGAGAAAUACGAUUUAGUAGGUAAGAUCACUGGUGUUAACAAGGCUCCAGUUGAAGCUUCAAUCAGUGCUGGGUACUUGCCAAUAUUGACCAGUUUAGCUGAGACGCCAAGCGGUCAAUUGUUGAAUGUCAAUGCUGACGUCGCUGCCGGUGAGUUGGCUAGAGAGUUUGAACCCUUGAAGAUUGUCUACUUGAACGAAAAGGGCGGUAUCAUUAAUGGAAACACUGGUGAAAAAAUCUCAAUCAUCAACUUGGAUGAAGAAUAUGACGAUUUGAUGAAGGAAAGCUGGGUUAAAUAUGGGACCAAGUUGAAGAUUAAAGAGAUUCACGAUUUGUUGCAACACUUGCCCAGAUCCUCGUCAGUUGCUAUUAUUGAUGUUGAUGACUUGCAAAAGGAGUUGUUCACCGACUCUGGGGCUGGUACCUUGAUUAGAAGAGGCUACAAAUUAAUCAACAGAAAUUCUUUGAAAGAGUUUGGUAAUCCCGAUUUGUUGAGAACUGCUUUAUUGAGAGACCCUGAAAUCAAGGCUGGUAAAUUGUCGGUUGCUUCGUAUUUGAAGCAUUUGGAAUCCGUCCAGUUUAAGAGCUAUGGGGAUGAACCACUAGAAGUGUUGGCAAUUGUUGUCAACAAGGACGGCAGUGUUCCCAAAUUGGACAAGUUUUUGUCAUCAAAAACCGGUUGGUUGAACAAUGUCACUGAUAACAUUUUCAACUCUAUCAAGAAGGAUUUCAAGUCUUUGUGUUGGAUCGUUGACGAGAAUGACGCUAAUUUGUCAUGGUAUUUUUCCAAAUCAGACGGCUCAUUUGCCAAAAAUGGUCAAAUAUUGUUCUGGUAUGGGUUAAACACCGAACAAGCCAGCGAGUUGAUCAAGGACUUUGACAAUUCAGCCAUUGGUUCAUCGUUAUCGUCCAGUAAAGAGUCAGGCGUCUUCUCGACAAACCAGCAAAAGAGAGCCCUUCACACUAGAAGAUUUGCUACAGCAUCGUCCAACCCUAACCCACCUUUAAGAGAAGGUAAGAAUCAAGAAAAGAAGAAAGUUGCAUUAAUUGGCGCAAGAGGUUACACUGGACAAAACUUGAUCAAACUCAUUGACAAUCACCCAUACCUUGAGAUCUCGCAUGUUUCUUCUCGUGAAUUAGAAGGUCAGCAAUUGAAAGGUUACAACAAGGACACUAUUAUCUACUCCAACUUGCAGCCAGAAGAUAUCAAGGAAUUGGAAGAAAAGGGAGAAGUUGAUAUAUGGAUCAUGGCUUUGCCAAAUGGUGUUUGCAAACCAUUUGUUGAUGUUAUUGACUCUAUUGGGAACCCAAACUCAAGAAUUGUUGAUUUGUCUGCUGAUUACAGAUUUGAUACCUCGGGAGAUUGGGUUUAUGGUUUGCCGGAAUUGAAUGAUCGUCAUACUAUUGCAAGUGCAAAAAGAAUUUCUAACCCUGGAUGUUAUGCAACUGCAGCUCAAGUUGCCAUUGCUCCAAUGAAAGAGUACAUCAGUGGAACCCCAACCAUAUUUGGUGUAUCUGGAUACUCGGGCGCCGGAACCAAACCAUCACCUAAAAAUGACGUUGAAAACUUGACAAACAAUCUCAUCCCUUACUCAUUGACUGAUCACGUACACGAAAGAGAAAUCUCCAGCCAAUUGGGAUUGACCGUGCACUUUACGCCACACGUUGCACAAUGGUUUCAAGGAAUAUCACACACCAUCAAUAUUCCCAUAAAGAAAGGAUCCUUAACUUCCAGAGAAGUGAGAAAUAUUUUUCAGGACAGAUACAAAGGUGAGGAUUUGAUCACCAUCACCGGUGAAGCACCUUUGGUCAAGGAAAUCAGUGGGAAACACGGGGUUGUAGUUGGCGGAUUUGCCGUCAAUUCAAACGAAGAUAGGGUGGUUGUUGUGGCUACCAUUGAUAAUUUAUUGAAAGGAGCUGCUACGCAAUGUUUGCAAAAUGUUAAUUUGGUGCUGGGAUAUGGUGAACUCUUGACUCCUCCUCUGACUCUCAAGCUUGAAGUACAGCGAACCCACAAUUUGAUCACAUCCGACACCAUGUUGGUAUCGCCAGAGAACUUUGGGACUGUCGAGCCGAAUGUAUUCCGGUGCUCUAAACUAGAAGUUGAAAACUUUCAAUUCUUAGAGACACUAAAUCUUAAGUCUAUUAUUCUUUUGGAUGCAGAGAAUCCGCCUCGUUCGUUGUCCAAAUUCCUUGAGGAGAAUAGGAUCGAUCUUUACAGUUUGGGUGAUUUGAAGAUCUCCAACCACCAGCAUACGGGUAUGUCUUCAAAGACUGAUCUUGAAGAUUUCAAUUUGGAGAAUAAUGAUUUGACCUCGAACACGUCAACUGGAUCAACUACAUCUACUUUGACUCAACGACAACAGCAGCAACAACAACAGCAGCAUCAACAGCAGCAUCAACAGCAACAAUCACGGCAGCAGAAGCCACUGUCUCGUCUACAACAGCCCUUUGUUGAUCCACUUGCUCCAAUGCCUAUACUAUCCCGAAACAGUAGAGAUCAAUGGAUGUUGAUCGAGAAAAAUAUCAUCAUCAAGUCGUUUGAAAUUAUCUUGAAUAAUAAACGGCAUCCAAUUCUUAUUGUUGACUCCACAUCCACGCUCGUAGGUAUACUAAGAAAAGUCCAGAAAUGGAACUUUAAUUCGAUCUUGAACGAGUACCGUAUCUUCAAUGGCACAAGUACCAAGAACAACUAUUUUGCAGAAACAUUUUUGGAGUUGAUUGGUAUUGAGUUGAUACCUUAUGAAAAUCGAAAGAAAAGUCCCUUUGGAAGUAGACGUAAUUCCAUGAGGCGAAAGUCGCUGAGUCAAGGUCAAGCGCAACAAUUUUUGAGGUCUCAAGGUGCUGAGGAGGCUACUACUGCUUUACACGAGCAAAACAGCGUGCCUCCUGCUGAACAGAGUGGUGACGAUGACUCCGGUGUAUUUGAAAACGACGACAAUGACUAUAAUCAAGGUGAUGGCAACGAUGAAGAUCGUGACUACGACGAGGGGUAUAGUACAGAUGAUAUGGAUGACAUGGAUGACGAUCUCCUAUCUGCGUCGCCGCAAAUCCCGGAAAACUUGUUGAAGUUUGUUGAGCAAAGAAAGCACGAUAAGCAUCAAUAUCCAACCAGUGGUCGGAACUCCAUCGAUAACCGAUCCGAUACUGAGUCCGUCUCCAAUUCCCCAAAAUUAAUGCGAAUACCCGUUCAGCAUACCAGAAGCAAUAGUGGCUCUAAUAGUCGAAGUAACAGUUUCACUAAUGCGGAUUCCUAUUUGAGUUCGGUGAGAGGCAUGGAUCGUCGCAAGUCAUCCGGAGAUAUCAUCAAAAAUAUAAAGUUUCGCAAUCCGCAACAACAGUUUUCCCACAGAGCGUCUUUGGAGAGUACAUCUCCAGGAAUGAAGCGACGUGAGUAUAGGGCAACGUCGGGUUCGUAUUACAUGAACGAGGAAAACAAUACCAAGCCGGUUGAAUUCAUGUAUUACAAGAAUUUGAACAAACAUGAUGUUAAAUUUGAGAAUGUGAGAACAAUCAAGUUCAAAUUACCAGCAGAACAUAGACUUCCUGAGUGGUUUAUUAAACAACGUGAUAUGUGGGAAAGAAACUUCAAAUUACUAAAUAGUGAACCUGUAUAG